This is a messenger RNA of Trichoderma atroviride IMI 206040, 1605 nucleotides long. RefSeq lists its product as uncharacterized. The record is from RefSeq and is a predicted model, not a curated record. Gene Ontology annotation, biological process: sterol metabolic process. Gene Ontology annotation, molecular function: monooxygenase activity; oxidoreductase activity, acting on paired donors, with incorporation or reduction of molecular oxygen; heme binding. NCBI's taxonomy places the organism in Eukaryota, Fungi, Ascomycota, Sordariomycetes, Hypocreales, Hypocreaceae.
AUGGCCACUAUUAUCGAAAGUGGCAUUCCAGCCACUGUCCAAGUCAUAACGAAUGGUACUCAGAAUGAUGUUUCGAGUCAAGCGAGUGGUCUGUUAUCAAAAUAUCUGCCUAGUUCGAACUGGCAGAUAGCUGUCACGGCGUUGAUGAUUUUGAUCGCAUACGAUCAGUUUUUAUAUAUAAAACAGAAAGGAUCAAUAGCUGGGCCCAUGUUCAAGAUUCCACUCAUGGGACCAUUCCUGCAAGCAAUCUACCCAAAGUUCGAUGCCUAUCUCGCACAGUUCGCCAGUGGCCCCUUGAGUUGCGUAUCUGUAUUCCACAAGUUUGUCGUCUUGGCCACGGACCGCGAUCUCGCACACAAAGUGUUCAAAUCCCCAACGUUUACGAGACCAUGCCUUGUCCCGAUGGCGAUAGAGAUAAUGCGUCCUACAGCAUGGGUUUUUCUGAAUGGAAAAGCACACGCCGAGUUCCGCAGAGGAUUGACUGGCCUAUUCACAAACAAAGCUUUGAGCACAUAUCUGCCAGUUCAAGAAAAGGUCUAUGGAGACUACUUCAAAAAGUUCGUUCAAGCUAGCAAAAAGAACAAGGGAAAGCCCUCUGUGUUUAUGGGUUGGUUCAGAGAGAUCAACUGCGCGCUAUCAUGCCGAACAUUCUUUGGAGAUUACAUCUCCCAGGAGGCAGUCAAGAGAAUUGCAGACGACUUCUACCUCGUUACUGAUGCUCUCGACCUAGUCAACGUCCCGCUCUCUAUCUAUAUCCCAUUCACAAAGUGCUGGCGAGGAAAGCGUACCGCAGAUGCCGUGCUGGCAGAAUUCACAAAGGCCGCUGCGGCAUGCAAGGCCAACAUGGCUUCCGGUGCCAGACCUACAUGCAUCGUUGACCAGUGGGUUGAGCACAUGUUUGAAUCUCAAAAGUACAACGAAGCAAUUGCUGCAGGUGCCGAGGGAAUCGAGAAGCCGACCAAUCUUAUUCGCGAAUUCUCACCGGAAGAAAUCGCCCAGACACUAUUCACUUUCCUCUUUGCGGCUCAAGAUGCGUCUAGCAGCGCCACCACAUGGCUGUUCCAGAUUAUGGCUCAGAGACCAGAUGUUUUGGACCGCUUGCGGGAGGAGAACUUGGCUGUGCGAGGUGGCGAUAAGAACCGACCGUUCGAACUUGGCAUGUUCGAGUCAAUGACUUAUACGCAUGCCGUGGUCAAAGAAGUCCUCCGCUAUCGCCCGCCCGUCAUCUUUGUGCCUUACCUCGCCACCAAGGCAUUCCCGAUUACCCCAAACUACACGGUUCCCAAGAACGCCAUGAUCGUCCCGACUUGUUACCCGGCUCUUCAUGACCCGGUAGCCUAUCCGAGCCCUGAUGUAUUUGACCCAGAACGAUGGAUCACAGGCGAUGCAGAGUCAAAGACCAAAAACUGGCUGGUAUUCGGUGCUGGCGCACACGACUGUAUUGCACGACGAUAUGUGCCGCUUACUCUUGCUCACAUGAUUGGCAAGGCUUCACUGGAGGUUGAUUGGGUGCACCACGAAACGAGUCGCUCGGAAGAGAUUCGAGUUUUUGCUACAUUGUUUCCUAUGGAUGAAUGCCCACUUGUUUUUACGGAGCGAAAAUAA